Molecule: messenger RNA, 671 nt
Organism: Quercus robur (English oak)
Lineage: Eukaryota; Viridiplantae; Streptophyta; Magnoliopsida; Fagales; Fagaceae
Product: histone H4
Exons: 2
Coding region: 175-486 (103 amino acids)
Biological process (GO): nucleosome assembly
Cellular component (GO): nucleosome
Molecular function (GO): structural constituent of chromatin; DNA binding; protein heterodimerization activity
Source: RefSeq, a predicted model, not a curated record
ACCCAACAAGUCUGGCGUCCCGGAUCGACCUCAAAAUAACAAAAUUAAACUCUCGACUAUAAAUACAAAUCGGAAUAACCCCCAUUUUCACAAACACAAGCAAUCUCUCUGUGUCUCUCGCCCUUUUCGUUUGGAUCAGAGUGUGCGAUACAGAUCUUGAAUUGACAUAACAGAAUGUCUGGAAGAGGAAAGGGAGGCAAGGGACUUGGAAAAGGAGGAGCGAAACGACAUCGUAAGGUUCUCCGUGAUAACAUCCAGGGAAUCACGAAGCCAGCCAUUCGUCGUUUGGCUCGCAGAGGAGGAGUGAAGCGUAUCAGUGGUCUCAUCUACGAGGAGACGCGUGGAGUGCUCAAGAUCUUUCUUGAGAAUGUGAUCAGGGACGCUGUGACUUACACUGAGCACGCGCGUCGCAAGACUGUGACUGCCAUGGAUGUUGUGUACGCUCUCAAGAGGCAGGGCAGGACCUUGUAUGGGUUUGGUGGUUAGGGUUUUGGCAAGAGUAGUUGGUGUUUUGGAAUCGAAGGUAGAUUUGGCAAAUUUAGAAUUUGUUUGGUUUUGUUAGCUUGUAUUAAAAUGUUAUGGGUUUGUAAGUACUGGGUUGAGUUCUAUUUUGUAUUGGGAAUGGUUGGAACUUUGAAAUGAAAAUUGGAGGUGGUGGUGUUUGAUCCCUA